This is a messenger RNA of Hyaloscypha bicolor E, 375 nucleotides long. RefSeq lists its product as uncharacterized. The transcript has a single exon. Lineage: Eukaryota; Fungi; Ascomycota; Leotiomycetes; Helotiales; Hyaloscyphaceae. The coding region runs from base 37 to 375 and encodes 112 amino acids. The record is from RefSeq and is a predicted model, not a curated record. Gene Ontology annotation, molecular function: nucleic acid binding.
GAGCUUUUGGGACCUUGGAGGUCUAAUUACUAUAUUAUGGACCGUAAUUUUGAGUCGGCAAAGCAUGGAUACUUAGCCAACUCCUAUCUUGAGGUCUGCGAGGCAGAAGUAGCUCCUAUUUUUCAGGAGCUUAAUAACGGAUACUUAUUUAUACAAGACAAUGCUUCUAUUUAUCGGGUAUACUUAGUUCAAUCUUGGUUUAGGGCCCAUAGGAUUAUACAGAUAGUAAAUUGGCCUGCUUACUCCCCCGAUCUUAACUUGAUUGAGCAUAUCUGGUGGCACUUGAAAGUACGGGUCUAUGAGAUGUUUCUAGAGGUAGCUGCGGACCUGUCCAAAUCAAAGUAUGCGAGGCAGAGGCCAGUGUCUUGUAUUUAA